Molecule: messenger RNA, 6577 nt
Organism: Manis javanica (Malayan pangolin)
Lineage: Eukaryota; Metazoa; Chordata; Mammalia; Pholidota; Manidae
Gene: XPA
Product: XPA, DNA damage recognition and repair factor
Biological process (GO): base-excision repair; nucleotide-excision repair, DNA damage recognition; nucleotide-excision repair involved in interstrand cross-link repair
Cellular component (GO): nucleotide-excision repair factor 1 complex
Molecular function (GO): damaged DNA binding
Source: RefSeq, a predicted model, not a curated record
UCGUGGUAGCUGGGGCGGAGGCGGUGGUGGCGUCGUGCUGGGUCCGGGGCACGCUUUGGCGCCUCAAUGCGCGUGCGCGGGACUAGAUCCCAGUUUGCGGAGAAGGUUGCCGAUGGCGGCGGCGGAAGCUUCGCCCGAGCCGGCGGCCUCGGAACCGCUGGCGGAGCUGCCUGCCUCGGUGCGGGCGAGCAUCGAGCGGAAGCGGCAGCGCGCGCUGAUGCUGCGCCAGGCCCGGCUGGCGGCCCAACCCUACCCGGCGAUGGCGGCUGCAGCUACCGGAGGUAUGACUAAUGUAAAAGCAGCUCCAAAGAUCAUUGACACAGGAGGAGGCUUUAUUCUGGAAGAGGAAGAUGAAGAACAGCGUACAAUUGGAAAAGUUGUUCAUCAACCAGGACCUGUUAUGGAAUUUGAUUAUGCAAUAUGUGAAGAAUGUGGUAAAGAAUUUAUGGAUUCUUAUCUUAUGAACCACUUUGAUUUGGCAACUUGUGAUAACUGCAGAGAUGCUGAUGACAAACACAAGCUUAUAACUAAAACAGAAGCAAAACAAGAAUACCUUCUGAAAGACUGUGAUUUAGAAAAAAGAGAACCAGCUCUUAAAUUUAUUGUGAAGAAGAAUCCUCAUCAUUCACAAUGGGGUGAUAUGAAGCUCUACUUAAAAUUACAGAUUGUGAAGAGGUCUCUUGAAGUUUGGGGUAGUCAGGAAGCAUUGGACGAAGCAAAGGAAGUUCGACAGGAAAACCGAGAAAAAAUGAAACAGAAGAAGUUUGAUAAAAAAGUAAAAGGUCCAUGUGGUCUAAUGUGUUGUUCAAAGCUGCUUUCUGUCUGGACAGUCUAUCCAUUGAUAAUUACGGCGAGCAGUGAGAAGCAGUGUGUGGAAAAGGGAAACUGUUGCUCAUCAGCAUGAGUAUGGACCAGAAGAAAACUUAGAAGAUGACAUGUACCGGAAGAUCUGUACUGCAUGUGGCCAUGAAUUGACAUAUGAGAAAAUGUGAUUUUUAGUUGAGUGGUCUGUUUUACAGGUUUUAUAUUUAGGUAAAGGAAAUUUAGAUUUCUCCUGUUCAGAAUUCACCAAAAUUUAAAGUGUUCAAAGGUGAAUGAAACACUUGUACAAGUAAUGCUUUAGGAAUAAGUGUGUAUGUUAUGGCUUGAGAGCAGAUUUCCAUUAAGGUCCAACAGGUCUGGCUGUUGGCAAAAUAUUGGGUAAAUGAUCAUUUUUCUACAAUAGGAUGGGAGGUUAGUGGUAGAUGAGAUUCAGAAGUGGUAGGUUACAGCUAAAAUUGAGAAAUAAGAAACCAAAGCAAACCCUACCUUGAGGUAGGAAGAGCUUUUAGUACAAACAAAAGCUGCUAAGCUGAAUUCUUAUCCCAAGAAACAACAGGAAUUGGUGGCAGACCACUGUAACCCCCCCCCCCGGCUGGGUCAGGUCUUCUUGACUAUUUCUCUAAGUUAGGAAGCAGGGACAAAUACUGAUUUUAUAGCAGGAAUGAGCAAUGAGUUAUGGGAGCCUGAUCAUGUUUUCUAAUUCUUUAGGGCUUACUACUGGGGGCCCUGAUGUCGGUGUCUAGAUAACCCUUUUCAAAUGAGUUAAAAUGGCAAAACAGCUGUAAAACAGCUUUGUUGCUCAAAGAAGGUGCUGAUAAUAAGCUUAUCAAAACCUACUAACAUUUACUGAGCACUCACCAGUUGCCUAGUAAGUACUAUGCUAAGUGCCUUAAAGGUAUUAUCAUUUAAUCCUGAUCAGGAACAUAACCUGGGUCUGUGCCUGUUUAGCAUUCAUUUCUAAAGGAAGUGGUAACCUUUACAAGCUGACAGUACCCCAGACAGACCAAGUUAGGCUAAAUUUUCCUUAUCUUGUCAAAAGGAUUACAGGGUAGUUAACAGCUAGUAAGAAGUUUGAUGCCACGUGGGUCCAUGUAUUAUUUUUUGACAAUAACAAAUUCAGGUUAAGAUAAAUUGGGUAUUUUCAAGUUAUUCUUUGACACAAUUCUUAUUCUACAGCUACAAAUAACAAGACAUAGGAAGUUUAUAUUUCAUUUCUUUUUCUGUUAUCAACUCUUGAAGACUGCUUGAAGAAAACAUCAAACCCAAAUAGGCUGAGACUAUAAUUACUAAUUUGUUCUCUCUCUAUAUAUAUUCAAUACAGAAAUGUUUAAUAUACUUAUCAAGUAUUGAUUUUUUUCAAAUAUACUAUGCUAAAUUACAGCUCAGUAAAAAUUGAUUCUGACUGGGCAGCAAGACCUUCCUGGGACAAAAAAAAAAGCUUCCAGCUCGAUGACAACAGAGUAACUAGGGGUUCAGGCUGCUGACAACAGCAUUACUGCAUUGGAAGACAAAGAAUGCACUUACUAGCUGUGCACCUUGGGUAAGUGACUUCAUGGGCCUGUUUUUAUCUGUCAGAUGAGCAUAAUCAACUCUCAGUGACUGUUGUGAGGAUUAAGUAAGGUAAAUCUGGAGCGGCUGGCACAUAACAGCCACUGGUUAAUGAGCACAUAUCACCAAUACCAUCAUAGUUGUAGAUUUGUCUAGCUGAAGCAUGCUUCUAAUUGUUCUUUACCUUCUUGACAUUUAAGACAAUCCCAGUAUCCAAAUACUACUGACAGCCAAAUCGGCUCAACCCCGAUUGGCAAGUUUUUUUCUUAUCUUUCAUUUUCAGGUAUAAGUAUUACUAAUCAGCACUAAAUACUUUCCAGAAAAAGCAAGCAAACUUAUUUUGAUAUGAACCAUUGCCUGAAAAAUUCCUGGAAGGUAGAUUUAGAAUCAAGGAAAGCUAAAUUAUGUAUUUGCUUUGACAAAAGUAUGUUAAAUGGCAUUAGUACAAUUAAUACUGAUUUAUUACAAGGUAUGCAGUACAGUGACAUGCCGUUCUGUUGUUUAUGUGAACUUUGUUAGUGGCGAAAGCACCUGUUGAAUAUUUGCUCUUGAACGUUUAUUUCUUCAAAAUUCAACCUCUAGUUCAGUUUUUCCAUGUACCUAGCUGCCAGAGUGGGACAGAGCAGGGUCACACCAGUGAACAGUUGUUAGAAUCAACCAUUACACAUUAGGAGGAUCGAAAAGAAAGAAAGUAAAAAAAACCCUAGGCAUUCUCUAGCAUUUGGAUCAAGCAAGUAUAACUAGCCAAACUUUACAAUACAUGGUGAAAGGAUUUACAAAGCAGUUUAGAGUCCAGUAAAGUUACCAAAGCCUUAACUGGUUAUCCUUUGGCAUCUUGAGGACAGGAGUCAUUUCUAAGUAAUUACAUAGUUUGUGGGAAGGAGGACUAGCAUAAACAGAAGUGUUUAGACAAGAAACCUGGGUUUUAUAGUCCCCUUUCUGCUAGUAACUUACCAUGCAACCUUAAUCUUGUGAAUUUGUCUUAAAUGGUAUUUAAAAAUCCUAGGAAUUGCCAUCUGUUGAGCACACAAAAUGUAUGGUAAACCAAAGAGACCAUAUAUCAACAUGGAAAAUGCUUAAUGCAUCAUAAACUUAUGAUGUAGUAAGAUAUGUUGUGUAAUACACAAAAAUACUACCAGUUGUGGGAUUUUUUGGUAAAUUUUGCAAUGCAUUCUUAUCAAACCUCAAUACCAUGUUGGAAACAUGUUCAGAAAGUAGGUAGGUUUGGAUUGUGUUUCUGUGAAACCUGGUCUGAGGAGUUUCAGCUGGUCUAGUUAUAUCUAUUCCACUAUAGCAUGUAACUCACUAUUAUGACCUUGUACAAAUCUGUCUUAGACUAAAGACAGGGACCAGAUGCUCAAAGAUAAUGGUUCCCAAACUUACUCAUCUGCAUAUUGGAAUUACUUGGGAAACCUUAAGAACACUGAUGUCUGUGUUCCAUCCCAAGAUAGUGGUUUAGUUUAAAAAACAACUUGAGACAUUCCCAGGUUGUUUAGUUUCAGACAAAUUUAGGAACUGCUGUUCAAAUACUUUUAUGCUAACAAGUAAUACGUUAAAAAAAUAUUUUGAAUGGAAAAUUUCAAGUGGAGGGUAAGUACACCUUCAAUAAGAAGCCACCAAAUCUAAAGUAGAUUGAGAUGAUAAAUCAUGAAAUACCAAAGUUUAAAAAAACAUUUUUUAGUUUUAUUUCAGCCAUGUUAGGUUAUGGAUGAGCUGUGAAAAGCUAUGCUACUUGUUAAUAAACCCAUCAAUUCUAGUUACUACUUUGACCUCUAGUGUUCCACAUAUGUCAAAUCAGUGAUCAUUUGUGCCUCACAUACAUACUACAUCCUAUGGUCACUGUCACAUUGUCAUUAGGGAAUAUUUGCUAUUUAGGGGCGAUGAAAGUUAACCAGUGUUUUAUUUUUUUCACUGUCCUCCCCUUUCUCUUAAUAAGUGAAAAGGAUGCUACAAGAAAGCAAGCAAUCAAACCAUCAAAAAAUAAGAAAUUAUUUUGAGAUUUUUUUUUUUAAAAUCCUGAUAUGAGGGGAAUAAAAUGACCCUUAGGCUUGCAGGGCACAGAACUGCUGGAACACAGCCAGGAUAUGAGGGUCUAAUUCCGCAGUGAAGAGCAGGUUCUCCAGGGUCACCAUAUACUGCUGGAUUAUUUGGUGAUGCUGUGGACACAGAAAAGGGGGUGUUUAGGUCUGGAAAGAGAGCACCUAAGCAGUCUUGCAGAACACUCCUCAGCAGCCUGCCCAUGCCAUACAGUGAUGGGAAGAAAGAGGAAAAGUGGUUAUGUUGAUAGGACUUUACUUUAGGACCCCUGAAAAAUCUGAACAUUAAGGAAAUGAGAAAAAAAUGGAUGUUCAAUAACUUAAAUCCAGUUCUGACCAGCUGUUGUGUAAAUGCAAUUCUUGCUUCCAGUCAGCACCUGCUGCUAUUACUAUAAACUGUGGUUCACCUGGGUCUUCUGGCCAAUUAGAACAAAAUCCAGUAUAACUUUGAACAAAUAGAUAGGGAAUUUGGUAUAUGUUACUGUUCAGGUUAAAACUGUGGUCUCUGGACCCUAAGAAAAAAAAUUUUAAUAAAUCACCGCCUAAUUCUCAAGUACACCACAAAAUAAACCCAAACCUCAUUUUUUGUCUCUUAAAGAGCUCAUCUGUCUUACUGAAAAAUCAGGUGACUUGUUAAGCCUAGGUGGAAAAAUGUCAGAAAAGACAAUCUUUUAUAUAACUUGAAUAUACUCAGAGAUCCCUAUAGGACAAGGGGCUGUUAAUGCUUUGUAAUUGGCAAUAACUAAUCUAGAGAGAAUUUUUAUUUGAAGGCUUAAAGAACUUUUUUUCCAUUUAUGACUUAUGCUUUAGUCACUUUUCUAUUACACCUAAAGAUACAAAGGAUUAGUUCCACACUCCUACCAAUCUUUAAAUCUAGCAGAGAUUAGAUGUUGUGUUUUGCUUUCUAUAAAGGCCUCAGGGAAUUUAACCUUGCUUCAUUUAAAAACUUUAAUGACUUAUUUUUAUAAAUAACAUUACUGUUCCCUCAGCAUUUUUUCUCUACAUUUUGUAUUAUUACAGUAGGCUCUCUAGCUAAGAGAAUUGCAAUUAGGAGUCUAAGUGAUAAUUUAAGCCUAAAUAUUCUGAUGAACAACAGUAGGAGCAGAUGGACAUGAAUGAAAGAGCUUAUAGGCACAUGGUAUAAAAACAAUAUACUGAAGUCUGAGAAAUCUGGAGCUUGUUUGUAGAAACUGGAUAGACUAGGUAGUUAUUUCCUACCCAACUGGUAGAAUCUUCCAAGAAACAAGCAUUCCUACUAAGUAUUAAAGCAUGUUGAGAUAUUACAGUCCAAAAACAGGUUAUAACACUUGCUCUUUAAAGAAUGAAUCAAACAUCAUUACUUCCACAGAACUAAAAAAAAUUAUGGAUUUUAAAACCAUUCUAUAGGCACUACAUAAUCUGACAAGUUUGAUGUUUUGAAAUGGAAAAAUCCUUGUGGCUGAGCAACUGAUAUUUACUAUCUAGUCAAAGUUUCCCACAAACCUGUAAGAAGAUCUGCUGGAGCCUCUCUAUACAGUUCUUAUACCACGGUGUCAAUACACUGGUCCCAUCAGUUUCGCAUCGUACUAAGUGCUCAGUCAAGAUCAUGAUAAAACGCUGGAAAGGGAGUACAAAGUUACAGGUAUUAGAGAAACAAACGCAUUUCCCACCAACCGACCUCAGAGGCAUUGCAUUGGUUGGUCCACACUGUCUUUGUGGCAUUCCUGACUUUCAUGAUUCAAUAAAUACUAUCAGUCUAGACAAGCACACCAGUGAUAAUAUAAAUUAUAAGUAUAUCAUUUUGGGCAAGACAUGAAGACCUUUAAUGUUCAGAUUACUUAGGCUAGUAAAUUUUUUCUUAGCAUCUAUUCUAAGGUCAUAAUUAGAAAUGCUUAUAGGAAUCUAUGCACAAUAAUGUUUGUCAGGAAGGAAAACAUCUAAAUGGUCAGCAAAUGGAAAUAAUUAAAUGAGAGGUUCUUAAACACCACCCACCCACACUUUUAAUUUUUUUAAAGCAUAGGAAAAUGCUCUUGCAAGAUGCUCAGUAAACAACACUGAAUGUGGAAGUAUAUACAUGGUUAACUCCAAGUAGUGAACUUUUAUUUCCUUUAUAAAUUUUUAUAUUUAGAGCCUUUAUAAAUGAGCAUGUAUUUAUGAUUUUAUGAUUAAAAAAACCACUUUUUAAAACUAAA